Penicillium macrosclerotiorum is the source of this 576-nucleotide messenger RNA. RefSeq names its product mago nashi family protein. Lineage: Eukaryota; Fungi; Ascomycota; Eurotiomycetes; Eurotiales; Aspergillaceae. Gene Ontology annotation, cellular component: exon-exon junction complex; nucleus. The transcript has 5 exons. The record is from RefSeq and is a predicted model, not a curated record. The coding region runs from base 1 to 576 and encodes 191 amino acids. Gene Ontology annotation, biological process: RNA splicing.
AUGACGAACGAGACGUUCUACCUCCGUUACUACUCAGGUCACUCUGGGCGGUUCGGGCAUGAGUUUCUAGAAUUCGAUUUCCGAACCAUUGCCGAUGGUAACAGCGCGGCUGUGCGAUAUGCGAACAAUUCGAAUUACCGCAAUGACUCCCUGAUUCGGAAAGAGAUGUGUGUCAGCUCGGCGAUGAUCCAGGAGAUCAAGCGCAUCAUCAAAGAUAGCGAGAUCAUGAAGGAGGACGACUCGAAGUGGCCGCAGAAGAAUAAGGAUGGACGCCAGGAGCUGGAGAUCCGACUGGGCAAUGAACACAUUUCAUUUGAGGUAGGCAUUGGGCACAUCGCUCUCAUUGAAAUAGGACCAUCAUCUGACCACCCGUCUUUCUCUUUCUUGUCACAGACCGCGAAAAUCGGCUCGCUCCAGGAUGUGAAGGAGUCGUCGGACCCCGAAGGCCUUCGGGUCUUCUAUUAUCUUGUUCAGGACUUGAAGGCGCUCAUCUUCUCGCUGAUCUCCCUGCACUUUAAGGUAUUGUCCUCUCCCGCAGCGUCUGCUCCUUUGUUUGCCGGGAUUGCCAUGGAUUGA